Messenger RNA from Falco peregrinus (peregrine falcon), 2153 nucleotides. It is a transcript of the gene SLC49A3, whose product is annotated as solute carrier family 49 member 3. The transcript has 10 exons. NCBI's taxonomy places the organism in Eukaryota, Metazoa, Chordata, Aves, Falconiformes, Falconidae. The coding region runs from base 283 to 1707 and encodes 474 amino acids. Gene Ontology annotation, cellular component: membrane. Gene Ontology annotation, biological process: transmembrane transport. Gene Ontology annotation, molecular function: transmembrane transporter activity. The record is from RefSeq and is a predicted model, not a curated record.
CCCGGCCCCGCGGGCACCGGCAGCCCGCUCCGGGCUGGGCCCAGCACCCGCGGCGAGCGGCUGUCGCUCGGCUUCGGCGCCGCUCCGCAGGGCGCCUCCGCACCGCUGGCCCACGCUGCGGGCCGUGCCGCGCCGCGCCGCGCCGUGCCGUGCCGUGCCGCGCCGGGCGGCAGGCUGCGCUUCGGCCGGGGCCGCCCCCGGCAGGCCGGGAGCGCGGCGGGGCGGGGCCGGGCAGGGCAGUACCGAGCUGUGCCGGGCCGUGCCGGGCCGUGCCGUGCCGUGAUGGAGGGUUCCGAGGCGGCGAGCCUGCUGGGGGAGCGCGGCCCGGGGGGGCAGUCCCCGUUCAAGACCUACCGGCGGCGCUGGCUCCUGCUGGCCGCCGUGUGCCUGCUGAACUGCUCCAACGCCAUGCUGUGGCUGACAUUUGCUCCUGUGGCUGAUAAGACAGCUGCCUACUUCCACAUUUCCCUGGAGAUGGUCAACUGGCUCUCAGUAGUGUACCUCCUCAUCUCAAUCCCAUUUGGUCUGGUAGCAACAUGGGUUCUUGACAGCAUGGGGCUCAGAUGUGCUGUGAUCCUGAGUGCAUGGCUGAACAUGGUGGGUAGCAUCAUCCGGAUGUUCAGCGUCCUGAAGUUCUUCAGCUUGGGUCCCCAGAGUUACUGGUACCUGUUUAUUGGGCAAUGCCUCUGUGCACUGGCACAGCCCCUUAUCAUCUUUUCACCAACAAAACUGGCAGCACUAUGGUUCCCAGACCACCAGAGAGCGACAGCAAAUAUGAUCGCAUCAAUGUCCAAUCCCUUGGGUAUUCUUAUAGCAAACGUGCUGUCACCUGCACUAGUUCCUGAAGGAAAGCACAUCCCAUUGAUGCUGGGUGUUUAUGCAGUCCCAGCAGUAACAGCUUGUACUCUAGCAACUGUGGGGAUUCAUGAGAAGGUUCCUCCAACGCCUCCUUCAGCUAGUGCCACUAACUCCACCUCCCAGCCAUUCCUCACGGGGCUCAAAAUGCUCCUGAAAAACAAGCCAUACAUCAUCCUCGCAGUGUGCUUUGGAGGAGGAAUUGGGAUGUUCACCUGCUUUUCAGCUCUGCUAGAACAGAUCCUUUGUGAAAAGGGGUAUUCAAAUGAAUUUGCAGGCCUGAAUGGAGCACUGUUCACAGUGUGUGGUUUGUUGGGUGCUUUCCUGCUAGGCCUGUAUGUCGACCGGACAAGGAAUUUCAUAGAGUCCACCAAGAUUUGUUUCUGUCUCAGUGCACUUGCCAGUAUCGUGUUUGCAGUGGCUUCUCAGUUCAGACAUCAGGCUGUCACACUGGCCAUCACCAGCUCGCUCUUUGGUUUCUUUGGUUUUGCCAUCUACCCCAUUGCCAUGGAGCUGGCUGUGGAGUGCUCCUACCCUGUGGGAGAGGGCACAUCUACAGGUCUGAUUUUUGUUGCAAGCCAAAUUGAAGGUGUGAUUUUAAUGAUUCUGCUACAAGCCCUUACUGUCCGAGUUGCUGAUGAUCCAUCCUCUACCUGCGCCCUUGACCAGGAUGGAGCCCGGGACUGGAUGAGAACAUCUGUGGAGAAAGGCAUGGAGGUGUGUGAGACACUGCUGGAGCAGGAAUGUAACUACUUCCAGGCCUUGUUGCACAGCCUUUUAGAUUUACUUCUUUUUUUCCUUCAGAAAAGAUUCUUUCCACCAAAUUUGUGUUUGAUUAAAGUUUAUCCUUAGUGAACCUUUCCUACACUUUGCUCUCAGGUGAUAUAACAAGAAGCACUACCUGUGUUGACUGCAUGACUUAUGAAGUUGAAGUGUUUUGAUUCAAUCUUUCUGGUAACUUUCUUCACCACCCCUCAACACUCACAACAUGUGCACAUACAGAGAAAUACACUCUUCCACAGACACACUGUAUGCACCACUGUAGGACCUGCAACCUGUGGGGUCAUGCAGGACAAAGGUCCUGGAAACCUUCCACAUUUCACUGAAAUCCUCUUCCUAUGCCAGGGUUCCAUGAGAUAAGGUUUGGCUGUUACCAAGCUGGCAGGCCCCACUGUGAGCUGCACCCUGCCCUCAGGGGUAGCCCCUGGGAGGAGAUCACCCAGGCUGUGUGGCUGCUGGGGAGCUGACCUCUAGACUUCUGCACCUGUUGGGGGUUGUGAAUUCACUGUCUGAAAGUG